UCCUGGAAACAUGCCAGUUUUGCCUCUGGAUGAACUCCAGUUUACAGAAAAAGAUUCACUGACAGGGAAAAUAACAACUUUACCAGCACUGCAUCCCCAAAAUAAAGCAGACCGCUCUUUCGUGCUCUACAAGCCCCUCCCGGGCACCGAAGACCCAGGCCUGGUGGAGGAGUUUUCGGAACGAGCCAGAUUUAUUGCAGAGGAUCUGGAUUGGCUCCUGGCUCUGCCUCAUGAUAAAUUCUGGUGCCAGGUCAUUUUUGACGAGUCGCUCCAGAAAUGCCUGGAUUCGUACCUGCACUACGCCCCCCGCAAGUUCGACAGGAGGACGGAGCUGCCCGUUGAGUUGAACGACCUCGAGAGACACCUUCAUCGGAAUGUUUUCCUAACAUUCCUCCGUAUGUCCACUCACAAGGAAUCCAAAGAUCAUUUCAUAACACCGUCGGUAUUUGGAGAGAUCCUUUACAAUAACUUCUUAUUCGACAUUCCCAAGAUCUUGGAUCUGUGUGUGCUGUUUGGAAAAGGCAACGGUUCCCUGCUCCAGAAGAUGAUUGGAAAUAUCUUUACGCAACAGUCGAGUUAUUUCAAUGAUUUGGAUGAAAUUGUGCCUACAAUUCUUCAGGUUUUCAGCAACAUCCUCAGUGCUUGUGGCUUGCAAGGCGAAGGGGCUUCAGCUGAUCCACAGAAGCUGGAGGAAAGGGUCAGGAUGACUCCAAAGGGACUGCCUUUGCAGGAGCUGAAAGAUAUUGUCCUCUACGUGUGCGACAGCUGCAUUACCCUGUGGGCCUUUCUUGAUGUCUUUCCCUUGGCUUGCCAGACUUUUCAGAAGCAGGACUUCUGUUUCAGGCUGGCUGCCUUUUACGAGCUGGUGAUCCCCGAGCUGGAAUCUGCUAUCAAGAAACGGCACCACGAAAAUAUCAGAGUCUUGUCAGAUUUAUGGAGGAGGCUGUCUCACUCUCGGAAGAAGAUGCUGGAGAUGUUUCACACGGUGGUCCACCAGCUGUGUCUUCAGCCCAUUUUGGAAAGCAGCUGUGACAGCAUCCAGGCUUACAUUGAAGAGUUCCUGCAGAUUUUCACCUCCGUGCUUCAAGAGACGAGGUUUCUCCGUGAUUAUGACGAGCUCUUCCCUGUGGCAGAUGAUGUCAGCCUGCUACAACAAGCCUCUUCAGCGCUAGAUGAAACUCGAACAUCCUACAUUUUGCAAGCUGUGGAAAGCGCCUGGGACAAAACGGAUAGAAGGAAAAAGAUGACCCAGGAUGCGGCCCUCACUGAAACCGCAGCCAGGGCCAUUACAGUGUCCAGUGUCUCAGAGCAAACGGAACACGUUGAGGAAGAGGAUCACCUGGAGUGUGCUGGAGCAGCUGCAGCUCCCGUGGCCUCCGUCUCUGGAGUAGAGCUGGAUUCCCUGAUCUCUCAGGUGAAGGAUCUGCUCCCUGACCUUGGAGAAGGCUUUGUCCUGGCCUGCUUGGAGGAGUACAACUACAACGUGGAGCACGUCAUCAACAACCUUCUAGAGGGCAGGUUGGCCGUCUCCCUACAGACGCUUGACAGAGCAAUGCCUAGGCCUUUGAAGCCAGACCCAACUCCUCUUGUCAGCGCCCGAUGCAACGUUUUCCAGGACGACGAGUUUGAUGUGUUCAGCAAGGAUUCGGUGGAUGUCUCUCGGAUUCAAAAAGGCAAGAGGAGCGACAAAGCCACCACAAAAAGCUUAGUAAACGACAAGCGCCUGGUGAAUGAGCAGAGGGAACGCUACAACCAGUAUUCCGUGAUUGUUGAGGAGGUCCCCGAGUCGAGCGGGUGUGACCUCUUCUCCCGGGAAGAUUACGAGGACGAGUAUGAUGACACCUACGAUGGCAACCAGGUGGGAGCAAAUGAUGCUGACUCCGACGAUGAGCUGAUCAGCAGAAGGCCGUUCACCAUCCCUCAAGUCCUGAGGCCCAAAGAAGAAAAGGAGCAGGAGGACGACGACGACGAAGAGGAGACGGAGGAGAAAGAGGCGGCCAAGCAGGAUCACUUUGUUCAAGAUCCAGCAGUGCUGCGGGAGCGAGCCGAGGCCAGGCGGAUGACCUUCCUUGCAAGAAAAGGGCCAAAGCCAGAUAACUCAGCCGCCGUGCUGGGCAGUGCCAAAGGCCGUGGCCAAAACCGAGACACAGUCCAGGAGCGACGGAAGAAAGAAGCCAGCAAGGGGACGAGAGCAAACCACAACAGACGCACAAUGGCCGACCGGAAGCGCAGCAAAGGCAUGAUCCCGUCUUGAAACAGUGGCGCGCCAGGGUGGCUCCUUUUGCAAAGAUGAUUCUCCUGGGGAAGCACAAAUCCACAUGUAGAUAAAAUUACAGAGACCUGCAAUAGGGCUGGUGCUGAGCAACUUGUGGAAAUUGCAUUGUCAAUAAAUGCUUUUCUUUAAACCGCA
Molecule: messenger RNA, 2410 nt
Organism: Protobothrops mucrosquamatus (brown spotted pit viper)
Lineage: Eukaryota; Metazoa; Chordata; Lepidosauria; Squamata; Viperidae
Gene: ASCC2
Product: activating signal cointegrator 1 complex subunit 2
Exons: 18
Coding region: 11-2254 (747 amino acids)
Biological process (GO): regulation of DNA-templated transcription
Molecular function (GO): ubiquitin binding
Source: RefSeq, a predicted model, not a curated record